Seriola aureovittata is the source of this 10252-nucleotide messenger RNA. It is a transcript of the gene slc12a5a, whose product is annotated as solute carrier family 12 member 5a. The coding region runs from base 582 to 3986 and encodes 1134 amino acids. Gene Ontology annotation, biological process: chloride ion homeostasis; chloride transmembrane transport; cell volume homeostasis. The transcript is spliced from 26 exons. Gene Ontology annotation, molecular function: potassium:chloride symporter activity. The record is from RefSeq and is a predicted model, not a curated record. Gene Ontology annotation, cellular component: membrane. Lineage: Eukaryota; Metazoa; Chordata; Actinopteri; Carangiformes; Carangidae.
CAGCAUCAUCUGAGCAGCGGAGAGUGAGUGGUUUUGUUUUUUGGUUUUUUCGUAUCUGUGAGUGGGUGAGAUCGAGAUCAGGUGUGAGAGGCAAAAAAAGAGACAGAAGGAAAGAGAGAAGGAGGGAGAGAGCAAGUGUGCAGCUUUGAGGCAUUCCAUCAUCCACCAAACUCCUGCAGCUUCCCUCUUCCCUCCUCCUCCUCCUCUGACCCCCCCCCCCCUCCUGGAGAGAGAGAGAGAGCAACAGAGAGAGGAAGAACAAGGAAGAGAGAGAGAGUGGGUGAGCAACAGAGAGAGAGCGAGAGAGUCACGCUUACAAGCCAGCGGAGAAGAGACGUCAAGAGGAGGAUCUACAAAGGGGAAAAAAAAUCCUUCUCUCUCUUCUGCUGCCUCUCUUCGUGCGUCCUACGGGCAGCGAGGAGCGAAGAGGAGCGAGGAGGAUCCGGCUGGCAUAUUUUCUACGCUGCUUCCCUGCGAUUUCUGUGGCUGUAUCACAGUGCGUGGAGCGCAGGGAGAGCCGCCGAGAGCUUGAUCGGUGACAUCGCUCCGCAGCAGAAGAGGAGGACCGUAGAGGAGCCGGGAUGCUUAACAACCUGACCGACACAGAGGAGGGGGACGGGGGAGCGCAAAGCCAGGGCGACAGUAACCCCAAGGAGAGCAGCCCCUUCAUCAACAGCAGUGAUGCUGCCGCAGAGAAGAGCCAGCAGUAUGACGGCAAGAACAUGGCCUUGUUUGAGGAGGAGAUGGACACCAGCCCCAUGGUGUCGUCUCUUCUCAGCAGCCUGGCCAACUACUCCAACCUGCCCCAAGGCAGCAAGGAGCACGAGGAGGCCGAGAACAACGAGGCCGAGUCAUCGCGCAAGAAACCCGUCAAGGCCCCCCAGCUCGGUACUCUGAUGGGUGUCUAUCUGCCGUGCAUCCAGAACAUCUUCGGAGUGAUCCUCUUCCUCAGGAUGACCUGGUUGGUGGGAAUUGGAGGCGUCAUUGGGACUUUCAUCAUCGUCUUCAUGUGCUGUGCCACAACUAUGCUGACUGCCAUCUCAAUGAGUGCCAUCGCUACCAAUGGAGUAGUGCCAGCUGGAGGCUCCUACUACAUGAUAUCCCGUUCGCUGGGCCCCGAGUUUGGUGGAGCAGUGGGGAUCUGUUUCUACCUGGGGACCACCUUCGCUGGAGCCAUGUACAUCCUGGGGGCCAUAGAGCUCCUCCUGAUAUACAUAGCUCCCAAAGCGGCCAUCUUUCCCCUGGAGGGACUGGAAGGUGCCGAGGCGGAGGCUGCCCUGCUUAACAACAUGCGCGUGUACGGGACCAUCCUCCUCAUCUCCAUGGCCACGGUGGUGUUUGUCGGCGUGAAGUACGUCAACAAGUUGGCCCUGGUGUUUCUGGCCUGCGUCAUUCUCUCCAUCCUGGCUGUGUACGCUGGGGUCAUCAAGACCGCCAUCGACGCGCCAGACUUCCCUGUCUGUCUCCUGGGGAACCGCACUUUGGUGUGGAAGACCUUUGAUGUGUGUGCCAAGACCGUCGAGACAGCUAAUGGGACAGUCACCACGCAGCUGUGGCGCAUGUUCUGUGACUCACCGUACCUCAACGCUACCUGCGACAAGUUCUUCACCGACAACAAUGUGACGCGGGCCCAGGGCAUCCCGGGGGUCACCAGUGGGAUCCUGGCAGAGAACCUGUUUGGGACCUACUACGAGAAGGGGGACCUGAUCGCCAAGAAGGACACGUACUCAGUGGAAGAGCCGGACGAUCCUCUGACCAACGCUAACCGCUACGUGUUGGCCGACAUCACCAGCUUCUUCACGCUGCUGGUCGGGAUCUACUUCCCCUCUGUGACAGGGAUCAUGGCCGGCUCCAACCGCUCUGGAGACCUGCGUGAUGCCCAGAAGUCUAUCCCCGUUGGAACCAUUGCGGCCAUCACCACCACCUCCACCGUCUACAUGUCCAGCGUGAUUCUGUUUGGUGCCUGCAUCGAGGGUGUGGUCCUCAGAGACAAGUUCGGGGAGGGGGUGCACGGGAACCUCGUGAUUGGCACAUUAGCUUGGCCGUCACCGUGGGUGAUCGUGAUCGGCUCCUUCUUCUCAACCUGCGGCGCAGGGCUGCAGAGUCUGACAGGAGCUCCUCGUCUCAUGCAGGCCAUCGCCAAGGACGGCAUCGUGCCCGCCCUUCGGAUCUUUGGCCAUGGGAAGGCCAAUGGAGAACCCACAUGGUCCCUCCUGCUGACAGCUUGUAUCUGCGAGAGCGGCAUCCUCAUUGCCUCCCUGGACGCAGUGGCUCCCAUCCUCUCCAUGUUUUUCCUCAUGUGCUACAUGUUUGUGAACCUGGCCUGCGCCCUGCAGACACUGCUGAGGACUCCGAACUGGAGACCUCGCUUCAAGUUCUACCACUGGGCUCUGUCCUUCCUGGGGAUGAGCUUGUGUCUCACGCUCAUGUUCCUCUGCUCGUGGUACUACGCCAUUGUCGCCAUGGUUAUUGCCGGCUCUAUCUACAAGUAUAUCGAGUUCGCAGGUGCGGAGAAAGAGUGGGGUGAUGGAAUACGAGGUCUGUCUCUGAGUGCCGCGCGUUACGCUCUCAUGCGGCUGGAGGAAGGUCCCCCACACACCAAGAACUGGAGGCCUCAGUUGCUGGUCCUGGUUAGUACAGACGGCGAGCAGAACGUGGAGCAGCCUCGUCUGUUGUCUCUGACCAACCAACUGAAGGCAGGAAAAGGUCUCACCAUUGUUGGGACAGCUCUAGAGGGCACAUACCUGGAGAACCAUGACCAGGUCCAGCGUGCAGAGCAGGCGCUGCGUAAACUGAUGGAAACAGAGAAGGUGAAGGGCUUCUGUCAAGUGACCGUGUCCUCGAACCUGCGUGACGCUACAUCCCACCUAAUCCAGGCCGGUGGGCUGGGCGGUCUGAAACAUAACGCCCUGCUGGUCUCCUGGCCACGCAACUGGAAGCAAGGAGACGAGCACCAGACCUGGAGGAACUUCAUCGAGUUGGUGAGAGAAACCACAGCUGCUCACUUGGCUCUGCUCGUCCCAAAGAACAUCUCGGCCUUCCCGUCCAAUGGCGAGCGCUUCACUGAGGGUCACAUCGACGUGUGGUGGAUCGUCCACGAUGGAGGCAUGCUGAUGCUGCUGCCCUUCCUCCUCCGCCAGCACAAGGUUUGGAGGAAGUGCAAGAUGCGCAUCUUCACUGUGGCCCAGAUGGACGACAACAGCAUCCAGAUGAAGAAGGACCUGACCACAUUCCUCUAUCACCUCCGUAUUGACGCUAUGGUGGAAGUUGUAGAAAUGCACGACAGCGACAUCUCAGCCUACACUUACGAGAAGACUCUGGUGAUGGAACAACGGUCGCAGAUGCUUAAACAGAUCAACCUGACCAAGAACGAGCGCGAGAGAGAGAUCCAGAGCAUCACUGAUUCAUCCCGUGGGUCUAUCCGCCGUAAGAACCCGGCCGCUGUGACCACCCAGCUGAGCGUGACCGAGGAUCCACCAGCAGCCAGCAAGGAGGAGAAACCUGAGGAGGAGUCAAAGUCGGCCUCUUCCCCUGUGUCCUCCCCUACUCAGGUCCAGCUCAUCCACGACAACACCACCCCGACCAGCCCCGCAACCCCGGCCACCCCGCUGACCCCCGCAGAGGGGGCUCAGAGCCCCGGGGAUCAGAUCCAGAUGACCUGGACUGAGAAGUGUGACGGGGAGCCCGCCAAGCCGCCUGGCGCAGCCACACCAGAGGGCAUCAAAGACAUCUUCAACAUGAAGCCUGAGUGGGAGAACCUGAACCAGUCCAACGUGCGACGUAUGCACACAGCACUCCGGCUGAAUGAAGUCAUCAUCAAAAAGUCCUCGGAGGCCAAGCUAGUCCUCCUGAACAUGCCCGGGCCACCCAAGAACCGGACAGGUGACGAGAACUACAUGGAGUUCCUGGAGGUCCUGACUGAGGGUCUCAACCGGGUCCUCCUGGUCCGCGGAGGCGGCCGCGAGGUUAUCACCAUCUACUCCUGAAAGAGCAGCCCCCUCCCCCCCGUACCAUCCCUCCGCCCUUCCCUCAGCCCUGUUCCUGUGUCACCUAUGCUCCCGCCCUCUCAUCAACGCUGCUUCAUCAUCAUGUUGCCCCUUACCGUUUAUUUCUGUAAGAUAGUCCUCUCACACUCAACCAAUAGCUCAGCUCAGCUUCAGCACCUCUCCUUCUGCUCCACCCCCAGCAGACCACUGAGCAGUAUCACAUGCUCAGCUAGUAAACCUUUCAUUUUAGUCUCAUAAGCUACUAUAUCUAUCGUAGGCUCUAGACUAAUUUAGAUGCUGUCUAGAUUUGUUCUUAAAGAGACAUUUUUUUUUCGUUGCUCGUCUGUAUUCUACUGUAGUAACUCGCAUUGAGUCGGAGUCACUCGGUAAAGAGGAGGGAGGUGGUGGUGGGUGUGUGUUGUUAGCUGAGGUGUGAGCGCACAUGCAUGUAUGUGUCCGUCUUUGUUUUAAUCUCUGCAGAUUCUUCUUCUUUCUUUUCAAAUACAAAUGUGGCAUAGAAGCGGCUUCUGCUUGGAAAGAACGAGAGCCAGCUGAAAUGAGCUCAGUGUAGGUUUUCUGUUUAGUUCCCUCGUGGUGAUCAGACACCUCCCACAGCGUUCCAGCCUGUUGUCUUUGAUGUGAUUUAUCUUUCAAGGCAAAAGACACUGCGACCCACAGUCUGGACCACCAGCUGGAAGACAGAGAAUAUAGUUAAGUAUGAACUGUGAAAUUCACAUCGAUAUUCGAAGAAGACUGAAAGGCACGUGGAUCAAACCUGCAGUAUUAUCUUUAACCUGAUCACUCCUUAGCAUGAGAUCCUUAUAACUGUGUGUGUUUUUACUCCACUCGUUCUGUUACUGCCAUCACUGUCUUCUACCCAUCCUCCUUUCAACUCAUCUCUUAGUGGCUGUUUAUCCCCGUGGCCACUGUUAGUGCCAAAAAAAAAAAAAUACAACAAGGCUAGCUUAGUUUUUAGAGAUUGACACGUAAUUAAACUGUGAAUAGUGCGUUUCCUAGCAGAAGGCUGGUGUGACAGUGGAGUGGGGAGACGGUACAACCCCCCCCUCGAGGAGAUUAUCAUUGCCAGCACCCCUCGACCCUCGUGUGGAUCACUGUAAAUAAUGUACAAGCUCUGGCGCGUUGUUCAGUAUGAGUGUAGUAUUUUUGUGACAUACUAAAAAGCUUCUAGUGGAGAGAAAACGUUCCUUCGCUCAGAGGGACAGCUCGAAAACGUUGUUUUUAAAAUUUAUUUAUUUAUUUAUUUAUCGGAUUUAUUUAUUGGAUGGCAUAGGCUCCUGUCACUAUGGUAACUGUCAUUGUAACCUCGACAAGCACUGCACCUGCACUGUCCGCCACUGUGCAACAAGUGAAAUUUUGAUGAAUUCAUCAAGAUCAUUAAAUUUAAAAAAAGAAAAAUACUAAAUGUUAUUUUUUCAUCUAGAGAACAAAUAUGUAUUUAUGUUUAUAGAUAGAAGUUACACAUAUUGAUGAAAUAGUUGUAAUCAUUUUGAUUGUCACUCAAAGAUAUAUUGUUGCUUUGCCAAAUUUAGAUACAUUAAAUGUGCCAUAUGAAAGUAUUUUUCAAAGAGACAUAGUGAACAAAAUUCUAUUGAUUAAAUCAGAGAGAACAAAGUGUGCUAAAAACAGAGGUGUCUACAUGAAACUAGCAUGGUGAUGACACUGUAGUUGGAGUCGCCCUAUAGAUGAUAAAGGGACAGAUGUUCAGACUUCCAUAAAGCGACCAACACCCAGCUGUUGAGGUAUCAGCUCUUACAGAGGUGAGAGUCUGAACAUCUGUCCGCUGAUUGUUUAUGGGAUCUAGUCUAAAUAAAUAGAGAGGACAAUGGCUUCUGUAGCUAGGAAACUCACUUUGUCCACAAGACUGAACUCUAUGCAGUAGACUCUCCAGUGAGAUUUUAUAUCCUCUAGAUUGGCUAAGAUUUGAGCCACACAUGUCCCUGACUGAAUGACUUGUGAGCAAAAUCAUAUUUAGGUUUUAAAAAAAAAAAAAAAGAAAAGUGCAUCUUGGAAGGAAUGUGCAAUAGUUGAAAUCCGGACUCAUGUGAUCAUGUUAUUUAUUUUUUUACACAUAUAUUUUGUAUAUGUAGAUUUCGUAAGUCUUAUAAAAUCCAGAUUCAUCUCACUCUGACCAAGGACAGCUGUCACUUUACUUUGAUUAUUUCUGUUUCGUUUCUUAAAGAAAACUGUUUUUGGUCAGUUGCACUUGUAGUAGAAAUAUUAAUAUAAACAAAUCCGUAUAUAUAUACAGUAUAUACAAUAUAGGAAAGCAAAACAUUAGUUUCUAGAACUAUUUAAAAGCAGUAUUAAAUGUUUUUAGUGUUGCUUGAAUGUUGGACCAUAUGUUGUGAAUGCUGCUAGUAUCUAUAGUUUUAUUUGUACUGUAAAUAGAGAAGACUAAAGCAACAUUAAAGAUCAAGUGAAAAGGGUAUAGACAUACAUAUCAGUGGUGGUGGCUGUCUAACAAGACGAGGCUGUACCUGUAAACAUUUGGCCUGUGAUCUCUGGACAGGGUUAGCUUUCUGUUUUAUUAGAGAAAUAUACUGAAUACCUUGAUGCAAUAUUACGUCUGAGAGCAAAAUCCUUCACCCUUUUAUUCUCUUUUUAAAAAGAAAUGCUCUCGUCAUUAUUCUCAUAUUUAAUCCCAUGAGUAAAGUGAACCAAUUUUAAGGUAACAGAUGAUUAAUUUACAUCGUUUACUUCAAGAAAAUACCAAAAUAUGUUUCAAUAUGAAUAUUUAUGGCUUAUCUGCUAAACCUUACUGUUUGCAAAUUUUUAACACACCUACCUUUGACACCUAUGAUACUUAAGAAGCAGCCACUCCUAGUUUUCAAAGAUUUUAGGGUGCCAAGUCAUGAAGAUUUUCUUUAUUAAGCUUGUCACACUUAACUCUGACAAAGGGGUUGUUUAACGCUCACAUACGUUUUUGAAGAACAUGGCUAUUUUGGGAUUGUCUCCACAACAUUGCCUGCAUCAACUGAGCCUUUUAAAUUUAUUCAAAAGAAAAGAUAUCUGAUGUUUAUUGGAGACGUUUAUUGGAAAUGAAUUUAUUUAUUGAAUUAUAAAUGUUUUAUAAUUGCUGUUUGCAUGGUACUAUGUGGCAAUAUUUGUUUUAGUGGUUUCUAUAGUGAUGACUUACAUGUUCAAGGUGCAGAGCUGGGAGGAAGGUCGUCAAAUGUUCUCAUUGAGUUGGACUUUUUGAGAACUCGGGAGUGUUUGCCAGACAGUCAGCGACAUGGCUAGACCUUGAAAACAAGUCUCUUGCAAAAAAUAAGAAAACGUAUGAGUUCACUAUAUUGUUACUUGUUAUAUUUCAAUCUUGCUCAAGUAGUCUUAUGUAACGUAAUAGGAGAUUUUGAGUUUGCGAAUGAAUGGGCCUUGAGAAUGGUCAUUUCACCUUUGUAAAUAUAUAUCACUUAAGUCAGAGACACUGUAACCUACUAGUGUUGUCUUUUGUUGUACACUGUUCUAUCACUGUGGACGAAGUCUUAGAGUUUUGUAUGAUUAUGUGCAAUAUUGUUCUCACAGCUUUGUUUUUAUUUUCUAUAAACUGGAGGUGUCAGCAGUCACUUAUUUCAUCAGAAUGUUUGUCACCAGGUCUUACGGACCCUAAAGAUCUAAAGUGUUCAUCCCAAAUGUGGCUGAGGCAGCAAAGCACUUUACACUGAGGGGGCACUCUGUGACGGGAUCAGUCUGCAAUGGGGGUGGGGGUCAAUCAAGAGCCAGCCUGCUCUGUACAGACUCUAUCCCACAGUGAUCUCUGGUGGCACAGGAGUGUAUUACAGCCAGCUGUGGAGGUCUGACAGCUCAGACUCAAAUAGAAUCAUAUCCCACUAUUUGCUGCAGUUUUGAACUGCAACAACCCAGAGAUCUACCUGCUGAUUUCGUUUACAUCUCUUCAUUUGAGCAUUUUCUUCACACGUUAGCAUGCAUUGCGUUCUUUCCUUUCUCUUGCCAAACUUCUUUAAAAGAAUAAUAGUAACUGUUAAAUUUAUAGUGCUUGUCACUCAAUCUGUGAGGUGAGCCUUCCCAGAAUCCACCCCCCGACCCCCCCAACCCCACCCAAACCCCUUCUGCCCCAAGUUGCCCUGGCCUCUCCCAUCCCAGCCACUAAAUCCACCCCAGCUCUGUAUUUUAAAUGUGAUUGCAGUAUAAUUCUGAAAAAUGAUCAAAGAAUAUAAAACUCGCGCUUCCAAAUCUGGCACUGGCUCCGCUUGGACGUCACGAGAUAGUCGACUCAGAAACCAGCAUGUCCCUCUCCCCCCAACUGAUCCAUGAUUUAGAUCAGAUCCUUCGCCUGCACAACUGUAGCAUGAGACAAACCUGCCGGUGAUCAUUACUCAGUCUCCAUCCUUAAAUGGAUAUUAAGGGCUCUGAAACACAUCUGUUACCGGGUUGAGGAGGCUGUCCUUUAAGACACCAACAGAGGAAAAACAAAACAAAUCCCAGAUUAUUGCAGAGAGGGCUCAUGGUCUGCAGCUGAGGUUAGAUCGUACCCUGCAGUAUCUUCGCAGACGCAUCAGACAGAGGUGCCUGGUGCCGGAGGUAAAACAGCAGCUGCACCUACAUUUCACACAGUCUAUCUCUCUGGGAGGCAGAUGAGAAAAACUCAAGUGGCUAUCCAUGUAGUGCAAGCAGAGCCCUGUUCCAGUUAUGUUGUGUAACUCAGUGCAUGCAUGCAAUUACCCUGAACAAGGUGUAUUGGAAAUAUAUUGGGUGUUUGUGGUAUAAAAGUAUUUUGUUUAUAUCAGUUACAAACUUUUCUUUCUACCACUAUAGUUUUUUUUCUCUUUCCUUAGGACUGGCCAAUCAUUGUAUCCAAGAUGAAUAUUAGUAUUAUUAUUAUUAUUAUUAUUAUUAUUAUAGUACAAUAUUCUAUUUUUUAUGGUAGAUUUGUUGACAAGGUCCUCUGUGUCAAAUAUUAUCUGACUACCAAAGUAUAUUUCAGUUAACGACAUAAAUGAUCGUGUGAAAAUGUGAGCUCCAGUGAAUUAGACAGACGCGUAAAUGCUGUAAAUAUUUGUAGCAUUUAUCAGUUAAUGGAUACAAAUUAUUCAAAACGAUAAAACUGUCCGGACGUGCCAAAUUAUUGGAAGUGUUGCCUGCAAAUCCACAAUUUAAAUGAAAAGUCACCCUGGUUCUUUAACUGUCUAUAAAUAUAAACAUUUCCAAUCGCCAAAAUGUUUUUUUUUUGUUUUGUUUUUUUAUGUAGGCGUCCAGUCAACCUUAAAAGGAAGAGUGAAGCAUUUUGGGAAAUCUGCUGCUUGUUCUGCUUUUUCACUGAGAGUUAGCACAGAGAAAGGAAACGAGAAACAGCUGCGCUAGCACGGUCCAAAAGCUCACUAAUUGACAUGUUUAAUUUGUACAAAAACCAAAAUAUAAAAAGCUGUUACGUGGAUUUUAUCUUGGAUGGUAACCGUUACCAGGCAGCCAAUGGCAGCACGGGAAGCUAAUGGUCUGACAUAUGACCCCUCACAGGACAAAAAGUAAUCGUUUUUAUGGUUAGCCUUUUAUACAGCUUUAAUCAAUAUAAAUUAUUCAGAUUUAGAGCUUCAUAUUUAACUGACAGACAUGAGUUAUAUGGAUCUUCCCAUUCAACUCUUGGAAAUAAGUGUAUUUCCCAAAAUGUCUUUUCUUUCAAGACUUUAUAGCCUUUGUAAAUUCACUAUUUUAUUUAAUAACCAGUUCCUCCCCCCCAUGAGGAACCCAAUCACUGUGCGGGUUUGUUUUUAAUUCACUGGAGUCGUGGGAAACAUUUUAUAUGGAUGCUUUAAAAAUGUAAUGGAUGUAGAUACGGAUGAUUUACACAGAAAAGACACGUGUAUCAAAAUUUCACAUGAUUUUUUUUUCUCCCCCAUUCUGAACAGUUCAUUGAUACCGUACGUAGUCUUAUGGUAAAGCCGUAGUGUGUUCCUUUCAGUUCUGUGGGAGUGUGUAUGUGUGUACAUGUGCACUUGUAACUGCUGGGGGCGGGGGUGGUUGUGGGCGAGGGUGGGAGGGAGCUACAUGUAAAUAAAUCAAGUAUAGUUAGUGUGGAGGUGUUUAUUUUUUGUGUCAGUGUAAGUUAAAUAUUAUAAAAUAAAAAAACGUAUUAUUCUCUAUUGUGUUUCAUGGUACAUUAAAAAAAGAGGAAAAGUAGUUUUAUCUUACAUUUCAAAUGCUUAUAUCUCUAUGGCUUCUGGCGAUACCCGUUCCAUUUUAUAGAUUUGUCAGCACAAAAUGCAAUAAACCAAUACCAUUUUAUUACA